AAUGCAAUGGGGAUCAGUGUAAAUUUCCGAACGCGCCCAUUUUCACCCAAUGAAGACUGUUUCUUUUGUGACUGAUGUUGGAGACGUCAGUUUUGGGAUACAGAUGAAUAGCUGCCUCUGGGGAGUCCCCUGAAAUAUCGGAAUCUCUUCCAGCCACGAAUGCAAGAACCGACACAAAUGCACGCAGUUUAUCCCCUCAUCAUCCAUCGUUAACCCAGAAUAUGCCUAAUGUACGGAACGGUAAAUUAGCUUGGCUCGUUAGCCUGCCAUUUCUAUAGCACCGUAUUUCAAUAAAGGAAAAGCUAUCCUCGUGUAUCGAGCGCACGCAUUUUCCAAACCUAUCGACUAGACUUUACGCGGGUAUGAUCGAUUGGUGCUUCCAUUAUCUGAUACAUCGAAACGACAGUCAUAAUUUGGAUUAACCGCAACACUGUUGGACAGAGAGCUAUUGUUUGAGCCUUCACAGCAGGCGGGGUGAGGCUCCCAGAGAGUAUCCCUUUCCCGCGGAGCGAGGGGAGGAUGUGCCCCGGAGACGGAGCGUCUACAACCGCCGCUGCGGCUGCUGCAGUGGAGCUGCCGACAAAGUGAGGCGGCUGGUGGUGGACACACUGCUGGAUGACUGUGACGUCUUGUGUAUAAAAGAGUCUUGGACAAACUCAACACACUGUACCCAGACUUCCAUGUUUGUGGCAUUGCAGAUGAGAACCAAAACAUCACUGCGCAGUUAGGGAGGGAUGCCUGGUGACAGUCAUAAUAGUGAAGGGCAGGGUCCAGACUCUUCUCCCCUGCCCCAUUCUGUGAACCUGUCCAGAAGACCUCUGCGACUCUCACGCUAUGUUCCUGUAUCAGCAGCCACUUUCUUCCUGGUUGGUUCAACCACACUGUUCUUCUGCUUCACUUGUCCAUGGAUUUCAGAGCGUUUCUCUGUAGCUGUUCCCAUUUAUAAUGGCAUCAUAUUUCUGUUUGUUUUGGCCAACUUCUGUAUGGCUACAUUCACGGAUCCAGGCAUCUUUCCAAGAGCUGAGGAGGAUGAGGAUAAGGAUGAUGACUUCCGUGCUCCUCUUUAUAAAACUGUGGAGAUCAGAGGAAUCCAGGUCAGGAUGAAAUGGUGUUCGACUUGUCACUUCUACCGGCCACCACGUUGCUCCCACUGCUCUGUGUGUGACAACUGUGUUGAGGAAUUUGACCACCACUGUCCUUGGGUCAACAACUGCAUCGGCAAGAGGAAUUACAGAUACUUCUUCCUCUUCCUCCUUUCUCUGACUGCCCACAUCAUGGCUGUUUUCGGCUUUGGGUUGCUCUUCAUUUUCUAUCAUCACCACUCCAAUGAUCGCCUGCAUGUGAUUGUUACACUGGCUGUAAUGUGUGUUGCAGGCCUGUUUUUCAUUCCAGUUGCUGGUCUCACUGGUUUCCACAUUGUUCUUGUGGGAAGGGGCAGAACUACCAAUGAGCAGGUGACUGGAAAGUUCAGAGGAGGCGUUAACCCUUUUACCAAUGGGUGUUGGAAGAAUGUCACUCAUGUCCUCUGCAGUUCCCAGGCACCCAGAUAUUUGGCAAGGAAGAGGUCUGUCCACAGUGUGUGUGUGCAGCCUCCAUUUCCACGGCCACAACUGACUGAGCCUCAGCUAACCACAAAGAUCCUGGGUAAUGGUUUACGAGGAGAUCUGCACAGGUCCAAAUCAAGUCUGGAUAUGCAAGAGAGCCAAUUAUGUGAUGCUGAACUGCCUCCUUCAAAACCGGAACUCCGCUACCAUGGAAUCACAACAGGGAGCACAGAAGAUUACGAUCUACUUAACAAAACACCUCCUACUCCAACCAUGUAUAAAUACAGACCUUCUUGCAGUCCUGGAAAGAACCACAUUCCACUUACCAAUGCUUAUGCAAGCCAGUUAAGUCGAGGAAAGAGGGAUGUUAUCAGUAGGGAUUCCGCCUCAAACUCAUCCCUCAUUCAAUCCAUCCAUCAACCUGGUUUUUGCUCACAACCUAGCUUGGACCAGAGGGACACCUCUGACAGAGAGGGGGGAGUACCUGGAGAGGAGAGAAAAGAGAGUGGAGAAAGCCGAAUCUCUGACUAUUCUCGACGCUCCUACCCCUUAUUUUCUGACUCUGUCGUCCUGUCAGGAGUUGCUUCACAAUCCUCUGGUUCCAUGCAAACCUCAGCAUGUAAUGCCCAGGUCUCUGAAACAACCACUACCUCAAGCAGCUUCAAAAGCUUAGCUAAUCAGAGUCCUCCACCUCCCCACCUAGCUCAUAACGGAAAUCUGUCAUGGGACAGCUUAAUGGCUGCAAAAGAUGGUUUUGACAAAGGGGCGCCAUCAAGAUUGAACAUUUCUGAGAUUUCAUCCAGAAGACCCUGCUCUCCAGCGGAAGGUGGCUACAUCUCCUCCUUUCAUUCUUCAAAACUGAGAGAUGCUGAAAUGCAUUGCCAGUCUCCCAAGCAUCAUAACCCCCUACUGCAUUGGUCAGCCACUUCCACAUGCUCCUCUCCUCCAGAGAGAGAGCAUCUGUUGGUGGAACCACAGCAAAGCAAUCGCCCAUUGCCUUUCUGCCAAUCUUUUGUGCCACCUCCUUCCGCUGCUCAACAUCCACCACACCAUCACCACCAACGUCGUUCCCAUCAUCAUCAUCAUCACAAUCAUCAUCAUUCUCACCAUCAUCACCACCAUUCAUCAAGUGCCCACCCUUCUUGUUUCAUUGCUCCUCACCUGCCCCAACAUUCCUACCCACACCGAGCAUACUCCAGUGAUAUCCCUUUGGGUUUGACAUCAUCUUCUAAAAAACACCCUUCCCACUCCCCACACCCCCCACCUCUCGGAAAAUCACUGUCCUACUCAAGUGCCGCUGCUGCUGAAAUGCAGUACAAGCUAAUUCGAAAGGUCUCCUCAGAAGCUGGAGCAAAUGGAGAAGUCAUAGCCGGAGGAAUGGUGGGAGGAAUACAAGCACCAAAAUUUCCUGUGAGUUGCUUUCUUUCAAAAUUAUAUUUGCUUGUGUGAGGUUUGCCUAAGUGUUAUCUGUAAAAACAGUGACAGGUUUAAAACAGUAACCAAUCCUUUGACAAUUAAUUAUUUUACACCAGUGACUCUUCCAUCAUCAAUGGCAUAUAUCCAUAAAUUUAUCAUAUUGUGUAACUUUUACCCUGGUGUCAUGGAGGUCAGGGGUGGUGUAAAACUUUGACACUCUCUUUAUGCUCAGCGUCUGGGGUUCUGUCUGGGUUUCCACGCCCUGCAGCCGUGAUUUAAAGCAGUGAGCGGAAGUACGUCAUUACACCGCACAUUAUAUUGUGUCGAUUGUAGCUGAUGUGCCUACCUACAAAUGUUCCACUGGGUCCUAAUCCCCUUCCCAUUACACUAGCCUCUGUUUUGAAUGGUCACCAGACCUAAACACCCACAUGGGUGUUUGCUUCUUGACCACCCACAGGACAACAUUAACUGGUUUACUGACCUCAGGAGACGAUACAUAUGCUGUCCAGCGGCGGUUCUUUGGGACCACCUUUGAGUCACACACAGAUCAGUGGCGGCAGUCUCACUCGCGCUUAUGCCUGGACUGUUCUGGUGGUUAUGAUUGACUGUGGGCAGUGAAAUACUUAUCUGUUCAGGGCCACGCGCAUUAACAGUCAAUGCUUGGGGUUCAGGGGUAAGAAGGGAGGGAGCCCUGACUCGUUGUGGCCCUGUUUCAAGAAUGAUGACAGCUUCGGUGUCGCUUUGGUCAGAUGAUUCUGGGUGCAUUAGUUGGGGGUGGUCAUGUGGCAGUGUCACUCGCGCAGUGUCACUCACUCUUAUGCCUGGACCGUUCUGGUAGUUAUGAUCAACUGUGGGCAUUGAAAUACUAUCUGCUCAUGGCCACAAGCUUUAACAGUCAAUGCUUGGGGUUUAGGGUGUCAAACGUGCACUUUUCAAUAAAGUGCCUCCAGCUCCCCAGUCUCUUCUAGUGUAGCCCCUCUCAGGGUGGGCUGACACUAUGAUUGGUAAUCCAUCUUCUCCUGGUUGCUCGGCAGAAAAUCUUCCAUCCUUUUCGAUGGCUUCCUUUACUUGCGUCGAGAGGCUUUCCGCCUCGAUCGACGGGUUAGAUCCCACUAUAUAGUCGGUCCAUUUCUGAGGCCACUUCUCCAAGCCUCCUCCAUACAGUAUCACGCAUACUGGUUCUUUGUGUCGUCCUAGAGGGUCUGGAUUGCCUGGUUCCUUCUGUAGGAUGACCAGAUUCUGGGUCCGUUCCUCUAACACUGCUAGCCAUCUCUUCCGUGAAUAGCAGUGUUUUCAGUUGUAGGGUUGACCUGUCUCCUCUCAAAGCCUAUCCGUGCGCAAUCGGAAUAGGGACGAUACAGCUCCUAGUUACUCAGCGGCGCCUUUUGCGUCGCCUCUACUCAGAACACCAAUGUGAGAUCUCCUGCCUCACCUAUUGAUGCUCUCAACGGCGGGAUGCACUUUUUAUCUUUUGAUUAUCCCACCCAGUCACUCUACUGACAGAAUACUCUAACAAGGGUACAUUCAACAGCAAAUUGCAAUUCAAACAUUAUUGUAGCGAACAGAAAGUGACGGCUAAUCAUCAGCCCUCAGCCCCUCAGCCUUCCAAUUCUGGGGAACCUGUAAGUCACAGACGAUUGCCAACAAUCAAAAAUCAUGAACCAGACAAGCCGUAAGAGGAUCGUAUUGACCGGUCGUCUUUCUCCUGUACUGUAAAAAUCCUCACUACCCUCGUUCAGCUUCAACUGUUGUACUCAACGGAAAAAGUAACAAUAUAAUAGGGGAAAACGAAAAGAAAAAGAAAAAAGAGGAAAGGAGUGAGAAAGAAAAAGAAAAGAAAGGAAAUAAGAAAAGAAAAGAAGAAAUAAAUUAUAAUAAUAAUAAAAUAAAAAAAAUAAUACAAAUAAAAAUUAAAAAUAAAAAUUAAUUCAAAUAAUAAUAAUUUGUAAUCCACCAAAUGAAUACAGCAACAACAAUUGUAAUCCACAAUGCUUCGGGAGACGAAAAUGUUGUAAUCCACUUCGUUCAGGAACAAAAUAUUUUGUAAUCCACUCAGCGUUGGGAAACAAAAAGGUUGUAAUCCACUUGUUCAGGAACAAAAAAAUUGUAAUCCACUCAGCGUCGGGAAACAAAAAGGUUGUAAUCCACUUGUUCAGGAACAAAAAAGUUUGUAAUCCACUCAGCGUCGGGAAACAAAGAUUGUAAUCCACUUGUUCAGGAACAAAAAAAAUUUGUAAUCCACUCAGCGUCGGGAAACAAAAAGAUUGUAAUCCACUUGUUCAGGAACAAAAAAAAUUGUAAUCCACUCAGCGUCGGGAAACAAAAAAAUUGUAAUCCACUUGUUCAGGAACAAAAAAAAUUGUAAUCCACUCAGCGUCGGGAAACAAAAAGGUUGUAAUACAUUUGUUCAGGAACAAAAAAGUUUGUAAUCCACUCAGCGUCGGGAAACAAAAAGAUUGUAAUCCACUUGUUCAGGAACAAAACAUUUUGUAAUCCAUUUAGCGUCGGGAAACAAAAAGGUUGUAAUCCACUUGUUCAGGAACAAAAAAAAUUGUAAUCCACUCAGCGUCGGGAAACAAAAAGAUUGUAAUCCACUUGUUCAGGAACAAAAAAAAUUGUUAUUUGCUGAUUGAAACUGCUAAUUAAACUGUGAAUUGAAACUAAUAGGAAGAAAACAUAUCUCGCUCUUAAUAUAGCUGACGUGUCUUGCGCAUACGUUCUGUGCAUCUGUAAUGGCGGCCUCCGUAUGACGUCCGGUCCGCGAUGGAGAUUAAAAACAAACAAUAUUUGACAAUAACACACCAUCAAGGAUUGCACCAUCGCAUCAAACGAUGUGUCGUCAAUUAUGGAUUUUUUUGACUAAGUGUGUUGGGCACGAUGGCUGAAUGCGAUGCGCGAUUGACAACAAACAAGAAGAAAGGUGAGUUUUAUUUCGGGGGAGAUUUGUCAUGUCUCGUCCCCAGUUUUGCUAUGUGUCUAGGUUGCCAUAGUUUCUGUUCGCGUCGCCCCUCUCUUCCUGUGUCACCUCAAUCGAUGUAACGUGUUUUGUAUUUAAGUCCUGUCUGCCCCUCGCUCACCGUCGGAUCAUUGCAUGUGUUACUGUCAUGAUGUCUGUUUGCUUUCUGUUCCUGUCUUUGGUAAUGUCACCCUGUCUUUUUGUUCCACGACUUUGUCGGUCAGUCCUGUUGUUGGUUUUGUUUUCUA
Molecule: messenger RNA, 6164 nt
Organism: Syngnathus typhle (broad-nosed pipefish)
Lineage: Eukaryota; Metazoa; Chordata; Actinopteri; Syngnathiformes; Syngnathidae
Product: palmitoyltransferase ZDHHC5-A-like
Exons: 14
Coding region: 735-2993 (752 amino acids)
Biological process (GO): protein palmitoylation
Molecular function (GO): palmitoyltransferase activity
Source: RefSeq, a predicted model, not a curated record